This is a messenger RNA of Galleria mellonella (greater wax moth), 3630 nucleotides long. Its product is annotated as elongation of very long chain fatty acids protein 7-like. The coding region runs from base 413 to 1480 and encodes 355 amino acids. Gene Ontology annotation, cellular component: endoplasmic reticulum membrane. Gene Ontology annotation, biological process: very long-chain fatty acid biosynthetic process; fatty acid elongation, saturated fatty acid; sphingolipid biosynthetic process. The record is from RefSeq and is a predicted model, not a curated record. Gene Ontology annotation, molecular function: fatty acid elongase activity. Lineage: Eukaryota; Metazoa; Arthropoda; Insecta; Lepidoptera; Pyralidae. The transcript is spliced from 8 exons.
AGACUAGUGGUCGUAUAUAAUUAAAUUAUUAUGUUGAUGAAUCUUUAGUUGGUAAUGAACCUUCUUAUACAAGGUUUUCAGACCUGACAAUCCUUUGUAACAAAUAAAUUUAAAAAAAUUCAAAAGUUUCAAUUAUUCGUAAGAGAUGAUGGAACUUCGUUGAAGUGUAAAUGUAUAUGAAAUUGUGUGCUCUACUAAUUUCGUUUACACUAAAUUAGUAUUGAGAUUAACAGUGAUAGUUUAUCGUGAUUACAAAUAAAUGUUAGGUGACAGCUUGCUAGAAGCAAAUUGUUAACGUAAACUGUGUGUAGCGGAACUUUGUUACUGACAUAAGUCAGUAAGUGAAGUGACAGUGUUUAGUGUCCAAAUUUUUUUAGUGUUUAAUUGUGACAUUAAAAAAAAAACAUUCAAAAUGUCAGGUUUUGUGAAGUUAGCCAUAGAUGACUAUUACUCGGACAGUAAUUGGACGACAAUUAUAAACAAAUAUUGGAUGUUAGCGGAAAAGGUUUCAGAUCCAAGAGUACAAGGAUGGUUCCUGUUCGAUACACCGCUGCCUACGCUGGCGAUGGUCAUAGUCUACCUGUCAAUCGUGAUGGUCAUAGGCCCUCUAUGGAUGACAAAUAAAAAGCCAUACAAAAUACAAAACACACUAGUUGCUUACAACGCUGGACAAGUUCUCUUGUCAUCUUAUAUGUUUUAUGAGCACUUAAUGUCAGGAUGGUGGGGUGACUACAGCAUCGCGUGCCAGCCGGUUGACUACAGCGAUAACGAGCAAGCGAGAAGGAUGUUACACUUAUGUUGGGUGUAUUACUUCUCGAAGCUAUCAGAGUUUGCGGACACUGUGUUCUUCGUGUUAAGGAAGAAGAAGAGUCAGAUCACGUGGCUUCACCUCUACCAUCACUCGCUGACGCCGUUCGAGGCGUGGCUACUUGUCAAAUUUAUUGCUGGUGGCCAUGGAACAUUCUCGAACAUCGUGAACAACCUUGUUCACAUCAUCAUGUACAGUUAUUACAUGGUGGCAGCCAUGGGACCGCAGUACCAGAAGUACUUAUGGUGGAAGAAACACCUUACAACCCUUCAGCUAGUCCAAUUCUUCAUGGUGCUCUUCCACUCCAUAAGCGCUCUGGUAUACGACUGUGGUUAUCCAAAACUCAUCGCGUCCGGGCUGAUCCUGCACUCGACCAUAUUCAUAGUUCUCUUCAUGAACUUCUACAUGCACGCGUACGACAAAAAAGUUGAGAAACCAGUGGAUACGACGAACAAUAAUAAUAACAACAUUACAAACGGACACAACAAAUGCAACGGCCACAUAAAAGAAAAUGGCGAAGCGAAUGGUCAAAUUGGGAAUGGCGAAGUCCACGCCAAUGGCGUAUGUGCCAAUGGUUAUACGAAAUCUAAAAAAUGCAAUAACGGUCACAUCCAGAACGGAUACACGAAUGGCCACGCGGUGAACGUCACAGAUAAAGAGAAAACACAGUAACUUGAUUUUGUCAUACUGUUCUCUUCAUUGUUGAUACAUUGUAACGUAAUUGUGAGUACUAUUUCUUUGACGAAAUAGAUUUGCUAGAUAAUACAUUCAUUGGUGGUAUUAUCACUGCCAAAGAGAAACUGCGGUCGGUGUGGCGUCUUUAAAGACGAUUUCAUACCAAAAGAUCGCAGUAAUACACGGAAAUUGCAUAUUGAAAAUUCAAUGGUUAAACAAAUUAUAUUGGUGUUAACUAUUGAAUUUCAUCUAAUUAGUCCAUUCUGAGAUGUUCGAAAUUAAAUAUAGUUUUAAGUAACUGGAUAAUAUAAGAAUGAUAUGUCAUUCUGUAACAUUCUAUCUAUAAAAAUUGAUUGUUAACCAACUUGUUUCCAAUUUAACCCUUUAUUUUGAACUACCUCAUAAUCGACUCCCCUUUUUACCUCCUUUUUAAGUUAUAGUUUCAAUUUCCGUCCAGUAAUAAGCUUUAUUUAGUAAUAGAUAACAAUAAUUGUACAGUUUAAAUUAUUUUGUCCGGUUAGUACAAGAAUAAUAUUGUCACUACAGAAAAAGUCAUUCAAAUGUCUACAUCGUUUAUUCAUUGAUUCUUAACUAUUGAUCUUGAAAUACAAAUAAUAAGUUCAGGAAGUAAUAUAUUUUAAAUUGUUUUUUUUUUUUAUUUUCAUUUGGAUUUUCAUUUGCAUUAUUUACACAAAUUUUGAUCAUAUUGGUAAUGGUGUCAUUAUGAUUUUUUUUUAUUUCAAUUAGUAGAAGAAUAAUGUUGUCAUUUAUUUUAAGUGUAUCAUAUAAUGUAAUAAACAAUGAUUUAAAUAAUUAAACGUAAUACUUUCUAAAUUGUUUUGUGAUAUUUAGAUUUUCUACUAUAAUUGUAUACAGAAAAAAGAACAUUAAAAAAAUUAUGAGUGAAGUAGUUAAAUUAUGAAAAUUCUACUAUCGUUGUUUACGGAAAUUAGAAAUUAAAUAGUUCCAUUAUGAAAAUUCUACUAUCGUUGUUUACGAAAAUUAUGAAUAAAAUAGUUAAAUUAUAAAAAUUCUACUAUCGUUGUUUACAGAAAUUAUGGAAAAAAUUGUUAAAUUAUGAAAAUUCUGCUAUCGUUGUUUACAAAAUUAUGAAUAAAAUAAUUAAAUUAUGGAAAUUCUAGUAUCAUUAUUUACAGAAAUUAAUAAUUCUACUAUCGUUGCUUAUGCAAAUUAUGAAUAAAAUAGUUAAAUUAUGUACUUAAAAUUAGUACAAGAGAAUAGUCGUCAUAUGUACAUUUGUAUUAUAAAAUACUGCAGUAAUGAAAUUACAUUUUCCGUUUAAUUGUUCAAAGAAUUUAUGAUCUGCUUGGUAAUGGUGUAAUUAUGAAUAUAUUAUACUUUCAUCUAUAUGUAAAUAGCGUAUUAUUUUGUAUGGACUUUGUACAUAGAUUGUAUCUUAUUAUGAGAUAGGUAUAUAGAAAAAAAAUUGGAAAUUAUGGCAUAAUGUGAUAAUAAAUAUGUAAGCUCAUACUGAUCGACAGGGAGUUCACCCCCAUACCUAAAAGAUGUUUCCUCCCACGAACGCUCAGGUUAUGGAAUUAGCUCGCUGUCGAGGUUUUUCCAAGAGACUACAACAUGGGGUUUUUUUACAAAAAUAGGUGAGGUAAUUUCUUCAAGGUCAGUAACGCGUGCGUAAUGCCCCUGGUAUUGCAGGCGUUCAUAGGCUACGGUAACCGCUUACAAUCAGAAGGGCCGUAUGCUAGUUUGCCACCUCUGUGGUAAACAAAAAAAAGCUCAAUAUUAUCUUUAGGUCUAAAACGAUCAACCAUAGAAGACUUGUAAUGUCAGAAUAUUAAGACGUUUAUUUAAAAGUUUGUCAAACGACACGACGUCGGCAUUUUGUACUCAUUUAGACCUCAUGUAUAUAUUUAAUAAUUCCAAAUGGGAAACGGGAAUGUGGAUUCUCUUUACAUAGAAUGCCAAUGUUUUACAAACAUACCAGUCACUUUAGCGAAUUUGUAUUAUCAUUAUAUAGUAGGUGUUGUACACACUAUGUCUAGACUAAGUAAUAUAAGUGAUAUAAUUAUGAAAUGUACACAUUAUAGGCCUAUUUCGAAAUAAAAUGUCGGAUUUUUUUUUUAAUUGGAUAUAUUUAAUAUGAAAAAAUAAAAAGGGUAUUACAUUUU